CUCUCGAAUCCUUUGGAUCACGCCUUUCUAAUUACUGUUCUCCGUCUGCGUUAACAUUUGCCACGCACGUCCUAGUCUACUUGAUAUCGCAGGAACAUUCUUAAAACGGAGAGAAAGCAGGAUGUGGUUCUUCAAAAGCAAGGCGUCGCCACCGCCGGCAUCGUCAGAGUCAGACGUUCACAAGGAAAAUGUGGACACCACCAAGAGCAGUGACGACAGUGUGAAGACCAGCGAGUUUUCCGAUCCUCCACUCACUGUCGCCCAGCGUCUCGAUCAGCUCAAGUGGUCGCGCUGGCACACACAGGUCACCUUCAUUCUCGGCACUGGCUGGGCUCUCGAUGCCUUCGAGACCUCCAUUGUGUCCGGUGUCAUGAGUCUGCUCAAGCACCACUUUGGUGUGACCAGCAAGGAUGCAACCAACAUCACCAUGGUGUGGAUGGCAGGCGCCAUGGUCGGUGCCCUUGGUUUCGGCUCAUUCGCUGAUAGAUUUGGUCGCAAAAAAUCGUUCAUCGGCACGCUCUGCAUGUACUCGCUGUUCACUGUCAUUACAGCCGCCUCGGCCAACUUCCCUAUGUUCCUCGCAUUCCGGUUCUUCACAGCCAUCGGUGUUGCUGCCGAGUACACUGCUGUCAACUCGACCAUCUCCGAGUUCAUCCCUGCCCGGUACCGCGGUACUGUAAACACCUUUGUCAUGUCCACCUGGGCAGUCGGCGCUCUGCUGUCGUCUGCAAUUCAAAUCCCGCUUGUCAACCACACGUCCGAUAAUGUCGGAUGGCGUGUCGGCAUGGCAAUUGGCGCCCUUGCUGCUCUGUUCGUUCUGUGGGCGCGUACAAAGCUGCCCGAGUCGCCGCGCUGGCUGAUCACCCAGGGGCGGUACGAGGAGGCAAUCAAGCUGGUCAGUGAGAUCGAGGCCAUAGCCAAGCAGCCGCUGACCGACACACGCGUCAGCGUGGAAGAUCUUGCUUUGGCCGAUGCGGUUCAGGCAAAGAAGACCUUUGUUGAUAACCGUCCUUUCUUGCAGCGGGUUGGCUCCAAGAUCAAGAACCUCACCGUGAUCCAGUGCGUGAUCCGGUACCCGUUCCGCUGCGCAUUCGCCGCCAUCCUCAACCUCUCCCAGGCGUUUGGUGACUACGGCAUGAGCAACUUUUUGUCUCUGGCGCUGUUGCCUAUGGUAAACAUCCCCGACAAGCGCAUGCCGUUCUUCUACGCAAUGGCCAACCUCACGACACUGCCAGCGGGAUUGCUGUGCGCGUACCUGAUGGACAAGGUCAACCGCAAGAUCUUCAUUCCAUGCAACUACAUUUUGGCCAUCAUCGGGUGCGCGACUCUGCUGCCAGCAGCCAACUCUGGCAGCGGAAACAACGUGCUGGGUGCCUAUUGCUUCUACCAGGUCGGAUACACGUUCGCGUGGAUUACAGCGUACCCGACCUUCACUGAGAUCUUCCCGACGGAGCUGCGUGCAUCAGGUGUCGGCAUUGCUGUUGCCUUUGGCCGGAUUGCUGGAGCGGUCGCACCGCGCAUUCUUGUCACAGUGUUUGAGAACACGGGCGGCGGACAGAACGUUGGCGGUGCUCUGGGUGUCACCUGUGGAUUCUUUGGUCUGGGUGUCCUGAUCUCGAUUCCCUGGUACUUCUUUGGUGUCGAGGGUCGCGGUCGUACGCUCGAGGAGAUGGCGGGAACUGCUGCCGAGCAGAAGGAGAUCAUGAAGCGAGAGGCUGCUGAGAAGGCUACAAAAGCGUGAAGGCAUAGGUGGGGUCUGUCAACACAGAUCUUUUAUUUUCCAGGAUGUGCUGACUCAGUGCCCACAUGCAAUGUCUCUAAAAUUACUUUAAUAUUAAUAUUUU
Molecule: messenger RNA, 1844 nt
Organism: Linderina pennispora
Lineage: Eukaryota; Fungi; Kickxellomycota; Kickxellomycetes; Kickxellales; Kickxellaceae
Product: MFS general substrate transporter
Exons: 1
Coding region: 122-1741 (539 amino acids)
Biological process (GO): carboxylic acid transport; transmembrane transport
Cellular component (GO): plasma membrane
Molecular function (GO): carboxylic acid transmembrane transporter activity
Source: RefSeq, a predicted model, not a curated record